GCUCUCUACUCAAAAACAGCCCGGAUGUUCGGCCUGGCGUCCCGAUGGUGAAGCGUGAGAAGGAAGCCUUGAAAAAAGAGGCUCUACGGAAAGAGAAGAACGCACAGAACCGGCAGAAGAGCUACAAAGAGCAGGAGCGAGAGAGUCGGGAGGCCGCGCUGCAGAGCUCCUUAAGCAGCCAAAAUAAAGGCUUCGCGCUCCUGCAGAAGAUGGGAUAUAAAGCAGGCCAAGGCCUGGGGAAACAGGGUGCUGGACGCGUCGAGCCGGUUCCUCUGAACAUCAAAACAGACAGAGGCGGCAUUGGAAUGGAAGAACUCAAGAAGAGGAAAGCAGACGAGGAGCUUCAGAAUUACAGGAGAAAAGCACAAAUGAAGCAACAGGGGGAAAAGAAAUCAAUAGAGGAUUUUAGGUAUGAUGAUAUCAAAUCAAGCUCAUGGUUUUUAACCCUAUAAAGCUGCUGUAUCAUA
Messenger RNA from Sinocyclocheilus grahami, 467 nucleotides. RefSeq names its product G patch domain-containing protein 11-like. The record is from RefSeq and is a predicted model, not a curated record. NCBI's taxonomy places the organism in Eukaryota, Metazoa, Chordata, Actinopteri, Cypriniformes, Cyprinidae. Bases 45 to 452 code for a protein of 135 amino acids. The transcript has 3 exons. Gene Ontology annotation, cellular component: kinetochore. Gene Ontology annotation, molecular function: nucleic acid binding.